Phaeodactylum tricornutum CCAP 1055/1 is the source of this 414-nucleotide messenger RNA. RefSeq lists its product with no specific name. The transcript has 4 exons. The record is from RefSeq and is a predicted model, not a curated record. NCBI's taxonomy places the organism in Eukaryota, Bacillariophyta, Bacillariophyceae, Surirellales, Neidiaceae. Gene Ontology annotation, molecular function: peptide-methionine (S)-S-oxide reductase activity. The annotation marks the transcript as partial.
UUUUGGCAUCCGCAACUCCAAUGGAGCACUGAGCCUGGAGUUGCGCGCUGUGUCGUGGGAUACAGCGGAGGAAACGAGCCUGAUCCGACAUACCAAACGAUUAAGGACCAUACGGAAGCUGUGCUGAUCGAGUACAACCCCGACAUGAUCUCGUACGAAAAAAUUCUCAAACUGGCAAAAGCGGACUACCCAUACUCGCCGCAAAAGCGUCAAUACCGUUCAGGUGUUUUUUACUUGACCGAAGAGCAGGCAAAGUCGGCCAAGGAAUUCGUUGGCAAAUUAAGCGCUAAACACUCCGGUGAACGCAAGCUCUACGUUGACAUUGAGCCUGUGACAAAGUUUUACCGCGGUGAAGAAUACCACCAGUUCUUUUUGGAGAAGCAAACCAGCAACAGGGGUCUUCAAAUGUUCUAG